UGUUGCGCGAUUUCCGAGGAGCUUCUGCAUCCAGCCCGCUCAGUGUCACAGGGCGGUAAGAAGCUCCACAUUGCGAACUGGAGUGUGUUUACGUGCUGUUUUCUUCGGGUUUCGUUUGUUUGUUUGCAUUUGCGUUGUUGCUUGUCGGGUUUUCUUACGUUUGUUGCUUAGUGUGUUGUGCAUGCAAGCGUAGAGUGUGUUUCCAUCAUCCCACCAUACAUAGCCGUGCGGUCGGCAAGGAUUGCCAGUCAAGCAGUUUGUUGGAGACAUAAGUCGUGCAGAAUUCCCAAUACCCGCUGAACCGAUUAGUCACCAAACAGCUCCACUGACUCUGGUGUUUAACAUCGGGUGUGUGACAUCAGCGUCUGAAGCGGUGCAAAAGUCGGAAGUUGUCGCCGACAUUUGUGGAAGAUUGAAAGCCAUCACCAUUGCGAGGAACUGCGACCGAUUUCCCUGGAAUACAAGCAGCGGUCCAGAAGGGCUCCAAAAGUAAAACGCCGCAUGAUGGUACUCUGUGACAGUGAUUUAGAUUCCGCGGGCAUCUUGCAGAAGUGGAGCAAGCUACGACGCCGCUGUGCAUCGUUCAAAUCAGUCUCCGGUCCGGCAUCGCUCGAUUCGGACACCAACUUCAUCUUGGCCGAGCAUCCAGGUCACUAUCAGAUCAUCAGUACGGCGACUGGUUCGCCGGUUCCGCCCCGUGCCGCACUCGUACCGGGCCAUAACCUAGCCAGUCAGUCGAAGCUUCCGCCAGCGGCCCAGUCGCACCAUCACCAUCAUCCGCUGUACCACGGGCACCAUCAUCACCACGGGCAUCAUCCGCACCGUCUGCCACACCGGGCCCAUCCUCACCAGCAGCAGCAGCAGCAGCAUCAUCAUCACCACCAUCAUCACCAUCACCAGCAUCAUCAGAACCAUCUGCAUCAGCAGCAGCACCAGCUCCAUCAUCAUCCGCUCCUAGACUACCCACUGCCCGGCACUCACCUACUGGAUGCGCCACCGCUCGCGUCCGGAUACGAUCCAAAAAACUGGGAGCUGCGUCACUCGAGCUCUUCGUCCGCGUCCGCAUCGUCCUCCUCUACCAUCGGUGCACCGCCAGCCAUACCGGCGACAGCGGCGGCGGGCCUCGGACCCUUUCCCGGUGACGAGUACUGGCAGCACUUUGCACACGAACCGAGCGAUGUCAAGCUGUGGCGUCUAGGUGCGCAUCAGACGUACGCCCAUCGAAUACACGUGAAUCCGCCCCAGCGGCGCAGCGCUCACAGCAUCGACUGGGAGUACAACGUGCAGCGUUACGAGAACAUGUGCGACAAUAUGGCACCACCGCAGCGGAUCUUCCGUACCGAGAAGUUGCAGUACUACGACGAGCUGUCGGAUGCGAAACGAACCUCCGCGCCAGAGCCCGGACUCGGCGCAGGUGCUGAGGGCAACGGUGGCAUCAAGGUGGCCAAGGAGAUCAAGCUGCCUAGUCUGAAGACGUUCAAGUCGGCGUCGAUGCGUCUGCCUGGUCAGAAAUCAUCCAUACACGAGGUGCAGCAACUGCUGCGCAGUAAGUUUAACCGGAUACACGCAGGGCUACGCAAAAGAAGAGCAUUAUCCGUGCAGGAGGUGUUCCAAGUUCCAGGCUCCGCUCCUGGAGCCGGGGUUCAAGCGACACCAACGAAACCCACAUUCUAUGUGCCGUCGCCGUUGGUUAGUGAAAGAACUCCACAUCGAGGUGUGACUCCGCGCUACAAUGAAGAGGAGGAGGGUGAUGGUACUAGAACUCCAUUCCUAGACGAGGAAGACCGUACUGAGCGUCAAGAUGACGAACUCUCUGGACACCAGGAUGAAGAUGAAGGGCCCGUCAGUUUACCGUACAUCAGCGAAACGAGGCUGCAGGCCGAUACGGCUGCAGUGAAAAAGGUUACCCUAAGAACGACAGAUCACAGCCCCAGCCCGCGCAAGGAACGCACCAAGACCUGGUACCGGAGUAUCGACUUCAAUGCGGCGCUACAGAAACUCGACGCUCAGCGCCACUCGCUCGACACUUCCACCAAAUGUACACCAAAGAAACAAUCCGAACCAGAACCGGCAGCUAAAGAGCGAGCGAAACAGGACAGCAAUCGGACCACCGGUGAAGAGUCCGCUACCAAACCGAACUUUUCCAUCGGCGGGCGUGUUAGUUUGCGGGAACGGGUGGAAAACAUGAACCUGAGCCGGUUGAGACCCUCGAAGAUGUCCUCUGCCAGCGGCAACGGGAGUCCGGUACCUCCGGUGGCGACCGCCAAGAAGAUAUCCGACGCGCGCAAGAUACGGCCCCGUAGCCACUCGCCGUUGAAAAACAUCAAGAUUAACCUGUCACCGGUAAAGAAAGCAACCACCGGUACACCAGCGCUGGGCGGCGACAAAUCUACCAAGCGGGAAUCGAUCGGUCUGUUCGGUCGGUUAAACCGGAUGAUGCAUCAGCACGGGCUAGGUGGGCUUGCGUCGGGCGAUAAACCGGCGGACGCUGGCGUUCGCAAACAGAACGGUAAAGCGGGAUCGCUGGCGGCAACCGGUAGUGCAGCCAAAACUGGACUGGAGGAUGGGUCGGUGACUUCCGGUACACCGACCGCGACACGCACCGGAACCGAUAAGGCAAUCGUUAGCGGGGGCAAUCUUGGCGUCAGCUUCGGUGGGAAUGUUAGUAAACAGUCGACGAUACAGAAGCUGACGCAGCUGAGCAGUUGCAAUCGGCGGGAACAGCAGCAAGUGCAACAGCCGAAGACGGAAACGACGCAAGAACGUGACCGGAAAUCCAAACAGAUUUCCGAGUCCACUGUCGGUAACGGCUUGGCCAAACCGAACGCUGGCAUUACAUUCGCGGACGGCAGCAAGCUUGGAUCGGACCAUCUGCGCCAUCUGAAUCGCCGCACUGCCGAAGAUGAUGAGAACGAGGAGGAGGACGAUGAGGAUAGCAUUGAGGAAAGUAAGUUUUGCACCCUUCCACGCCACGGUCCGAAUGCAUUUACCAUCCGACAGGCUCGCUUUUCGAAAGGCAACGGAGCAAAAGCGCUCGGAUUUUCCAUUGUCGGCGGUAAGGAUUCGCCCAAGGGCUCGAUGGGCAUCUACGUGAAGACGAUCUAUCCGAACGGGCAGGCGGCAGAGAAGGGUACGCUACAGGCCGGUGACGAGAUCCUGUCGGUGAACGGGAAAGCAUUCCAGGGUCUCUCGCACCAGGAGGCCAUCAACGUGUUCAAGGCGAUCAAGACGGGCGAGGUGGUGAUACUGAUCGGUCGGCGCAACAAUCGCCGGAAGCUGGAAACACCGUCGCCGACCGAUUCCGGUACCGGUACAGCACCACCGUCCACGACCGGUUCGCCCACCAACACCAUCACGGGCAGUGACGAUUGAGCUGGCGGGAAAGAAACAUGAGAAUGCACGUAGCAUGUACAGAGAGUGGCACUAUCUACUAGCUAUUACAUGUACUAAAUGAUGACAUAUAGCGAGCGGUUUCAGGCGGUUGACAAGAAGAAAAUUGGCAGCCUGAUGGCAACAACUUGAAGCAAAAUGCGCGCAAUAUAAUGAAAUAUUUAAUAUUUUCUUUUUUACCAAAUACCAAAGGCUACAAUAUCAAAAAAACAGCACACCUGCUUAGAAGAGAAUGUAAAGGUGUAAAGAUUUAAAUGGAGUCGUGGGCACCGCGGAGAACAAUCAACGGUCCGAGAGCAGGAACGCCGCGACCACAAUACCAGAACAUGUAUUCAUCAACAAAACCAAAUCGUUGUAGCAAGGGGAGCAAGCAAACUGACAACAGUCAUUCUAAGGAUAUCGUUUCUAAUCAUUUAUCACGUUGUUUUACGAAUGUAUUUGAAUGGAAAAAUAUAUCUAUUUACAUGUAAAAUUAACGCGCCUGAUUUGUGCUUGUUGU
Molecule: messenger RNA, 3889 nt
Organism: Anopheles moucheti
Lineage: Eukaryota; Metazoa; Arthropoda; Insecta; Diptera; Culicidae
Exons: 4
Coding region: 502-3372 (956 amino acids)
Molecular function (GO): protein binding
Source: RefSeq, a predicted model, not a curated record